This is a messenger RNA of Orycteropus afer afer, 1395 nucleotides long. RefSeq lists its product as uncharacterized. The record is from RefSeq and is a predicted model, not a curated record. The coding region runs from base 1 to 1395 and encodes 464 amino acids. Lineage: Eukaryota; Metazoa; Chordata; Mammalia; Tubulidentata; Orycteropodidae. The transcript has 12 exons.
AUGGAGCAUAGAAAGCUGGAAGCUGAACAGGAGCUGCUGGCACGAGUCCGGGGUGCACUGGGCUCUGUGUGCCAUGGGUACAGUGUGGCCCUGCUACUCCAGGGCUGGGAAACCAAGGCACCUCGGCUUGUGCCACAGCUGCUGCACGUUCUGUUUGAGAAAGCUCUGCCCCUCAGGGACUCUAACCAAGUGCUCAGUACUCUUUGCCUGGUACAGCUUAGCUCCAGUGGGAGGGCUCGAGACCUGCUCUCUCCAGGGGCAGAGAACUUGUCGGUGCUGGAAGUGCCUCCUCUGGGCUUGAUAGUGGAAGAUGCCAGUGAAGUGGAGGUGUCUGACCCAAGAGCUGCCUCAGAGCUCUAUCUGCAGGUCGCAGAGAGUGAGGGCAGAGACUGCCCCCUGCUGCAGGUGCUGGCUGGUGUGGCUGUUGAUGAGGACAUAGAGGGCUCUCUGCCCUGGAUCGUUUCACGGCUCCUGGAAGGAAACAACUAUUGUGGCCUACUGCUUCGCCUGGACCCCCAAGGAAUUUCCCCGAGCUUGCUCCAGGCUGCUCUGUUGGGGGCCUCAAGAAGGAGGAUGGAGGUAAAAGAGGUGAGGCCCACCCUGUGGGAUGCAGUAGAGGAGGCCCGGACCCGCCGGGCUAGCCUGAAGACCCUGCGUUCAGUCCUCCUUGGGGACACCCUGACGGAUGAUGGGGUCAGUCAGCUAGGCCGGGCACUACGUGAGCUUCAGGUAGUAAAAGCCUGGAGCCAGCACCCAGGAAGCCAGAUGUUCAAAGAGGCUAAAGUUGAGGCAGUGGGGCUCCCAGAAUCACAGGCUCCAGAUGUGGCCCUGCAGUUCUUCCUGGCCCACGCCAGGAGGCAGAAACUACGAGAGCAGCACCAAACUCGGAUCAGAGAAGAGCUAAAGCACCUGAAGCAGGAGGAGGAAGAUGUGGCAGGUGACCAGGUCAAAGCCCUAGUGGCCAGAAAGGUGAGGAGGGAUCAAGAGAGAUGGCGCCAGGAGCAGACUGUGCUGAGACUCCAGCUAGAGGGCCUUCAGGCAGAGCGGGAUGCUGCAGAACAAGACCUGGCAACCCUCUAUGAGUUGCAUGUGCAGGCCGCCCGAGCUCGGACACGUCACGUGCUACAGGUGUUCCGGACCUGGCGGAGGUUGUGGGAGGAGGCGGCUAUGACUGCAGAACAUCACCACCGCAGCCUAUUGGCUAGUGUCCUACAAGAUAGCAUCAGCCUGGCCACACAGAACCAGGAGCUCCAAGUCCAGAACCAGCAGCUCCACCAGGGUGCAGAGAGGAGCAGUCCCAGUGGAGUGAUGUGCAGGGGCAUGGGGCCAGGAGCAGCUGCUGGAGGGGAUCCAGGAAGGGUGUUCCGGGGGUCCUGGAGGCCACCAGCUGCAUAG